Messenger RNA from Linum trigynum, 2448 nucleotides. Lineage: Eukaryota; Viridiplantae; Streptophyta; Magnoliopsida; Malpighiales; Linaceae. The record is from the annotation of a GenBank genome assembly.
ACGACACAACUUGGUGGGAGCAGUUCCAAGUCCGGCGAUGGCGGAAUAUGCAUGCAGAAGUGACAACCUAGGAGGAAUUGAGGGGGAUUAAUGCAUGAAAAGUUUGUGCCACCGUAUUACUCGCGAGAAUUACAUGAAUCCCUGCAAGCAAUUCGUCAAGGAUAACGUACAGUAGAAGAAUAUUCUAGUGAGUUAGAAUUGAUCAUGACGUGUGCUGACAUCCGAGAGGAUUCAGAGACGAAAAUUUUGCGAUUCUUGUCUGGAUUGAGCAAAGAGAUUCAGUACGAGUUGAAGCUCCGACAUUUUGUUGAUCUAGAGGAAGCAAUCCACUUUGCAGUCAAGAUCGAGAAGCAUUUGAAGCAAGAAACAUCAAGGGAUUUGCUGCUCCACGACAGAGCAUUACUCAAGAAUAUGCUUCGACCGCCACCCCAGCCCCAAUUCGUGCUGUGAAUUUGAAGCCAAUUCCCCAGCAAAGCAGUCAAGAUAGAACUAGAGGCUCAAUUAGAAAAUUGGAAUGCUACAAGUGCCAUGGAAGAGGGCACAAAUCCUUCUAAUGCCCCAAUCCGAAAGCACUAAUCCUGCGAGAUUGUGAGUACUAUUCGGAGGACGAAGAAAAGGAGAAGGGAGCUUAUGAUGAGGUCAUGGAUGAGGAGGUGUAUGAGAACAUCGAGAUGGAACCACCAUGUGGUAAUCUCCUAGUUAGUCAAAGAAAUCUCAAAGUUGAAGCAGAAUCCAAAACUCAAUAGCGAGACAACCCGUUUCACACCCGCUGCACAUUUCAAGGGAAAACCGCGUCAGUGGUGAUCGACGGAGGAAGCUGUACCAACGUCGUCAGCUUGGAGACUAUAAGGAAGCUUGGGAUGAGCAAUACCAAGCAUCACAAUCCCUACAACCUGCAUUGGCUCAAUGAUCAUGGUGUUGUGAAAGUGACGAAGCAGACAUAGAUUGAGUUUGAAAUCGAUCAGUACAAAGAUCGAAUUCUUUGUGAUGUAGCUCUUAUGCACGUUGCUCAUAUCCUUUUCGGAAGAUCUUGGCAAUACAAUCGUGGAGUUACCCACCAUGGCGAUCAAACUACUAUACUUUCAAGCAUGAAGGGAAGAAGCUCAAGCUGACACCUCUGUCACCGAUUGUGUUUCGUAACGACCAAAGGCAACUGGAGUCCAAUCGAGCUCAAGGAAAGGAAGGGAAGGGUACAAGGACAAGUUUAAUUGCCCAAAGACUGGUGCCUACUGCUCUACGACGAGAAAGAAGCCCACACCAGCCCGUGAAGUAGCAACUCGGUUCCUCGUCGACGGCGAGACAGAGGAGGAGAGAGGGUCUGUUGGAUGGAAACUUGGGAAGGAAGUCGAUCCAUCCCAGCAGUGCAGAAACCUUCCCCGAACCAUCGAAAAGCUUGCACAUGAAUCCAUUAGCAUCGAUGCAACCUCAAUCAAUGGAUUGGAUUCGAGGCAAAAAGCCCCUGGAAACGAGCAAAAAUGACCAAAAUUCGGGGUUAUUGGUUGGAGAUUUUGGGCACGAUCCGAUCCAAAAUGCUAAUGCGGAAUCGAUGAGGAAAGUCCCAGGAAGCUUUAGAAAUCUUCAAUUGAAUGUGGCGAUACCUGAAAUCGAAAGCCCCAAAAUUGAAAUCGAAAAUUUGGGUUCAUUCUUUUUGAAUGACUCGAUGGCAGAAAAUUCGAGUUGGAGAUUUGAUUUUGAAGGAGAUGAGUCGACGCUGGAGACCAGCGCAAAAAUGCAAUUGGAAGUCAGGCGAAGCUCGGGGCAGUUUCAAAUUAUACUGGAGAUCCCUGGAAAAGAUAGCCCCAAUCUGCUCGACGAUGAACAGUGUUCUCGAAUUCAAGAACAGGGUGUUCGAUCAGCCUACAUCGGAUCCAAUUUGGUAUCAAUUUUUUGAUUCUUUUAAAUCAUUAUUGAACUAUCAACCUGGGAUGGUGAGGUAGGCUCUCUUACUCCAUGGAAGUUUGAUCAACAAAAAGCUUAGAACUGCAUUAGCUAUAAUGAUCAUCUUGGAUGAGCUGCCAUUUCGCUUUGUUGAGCAUGAAGGGUUUAAGAGAUUUAUGGUGGUAACCCAACCAUUGUUUAUGAUACUUGGAAGGCAGACAAUAAGGCAGGAUUGUUAUAUCAUCUUUUUGGAGAAAAAAGAGUUGCUAACUAAGUUCUUAAAUUCCAUGUGCAACAGAAAAAUUUCCAUCACCACAAAUACAUGGACUUCUGAUAACAAUCGGAAUUUCAUGUGUGUGACUGCUCAUUUCAUUGGUGGUAACCGAAAGUUUCAUAAGAGAAUCAUUAGCUUUGUUCCCAUCACUCGUCACACAGGGAAGGAUAUUGCAGAAAAAUUGGCAGCAUGUCUAAAAGAAUGGAAGGCACAAGAUUUGUUCUCCAUUACAAUGGAUAAUGUUACUUCUAAUGAUGUUCUCGCAGAGUGCAUGAGAACAAAGAUGAAAGAGUGGG